CUGCCAUUGCUUUCAAUGAUUUUCAAUGUGGAGGAGGGUCCUGAAGCUUGUUGUUGGAGUGACACACCAAAAAGUAAACAGACAUUUGUAUGAAACAUGAACCACCAUCUCCUGGCUGAUUCACACGUUCAUUAGUAUUAGUAACCAUUCCCUGAAUAAACUGGUGAAUGAUGAAGCUGCGGGUCCGGGUCAAUAAACAGACCACUCGAGUGGAGCUGAGCGGAGAGGAUCCGACACUAGCAGAGCUGAGCAGCACCCUCAGGGAGUCCAUAUUGCCUGGUCUGGGCUACAGUUCUGGCUCAGAAUUCACCCUCUCCCUGAAUGGCAAGGAAGCUCUCACAGACACUGGGCAGACCCUGACGGCCUGCGGUAUUGUAUCUGGGGAUCUCAUCUGUGUGGUCCUGCCAGAGGCCUUCCCAGCUCCCAUGCCUUCUCCAGCCCAGAACCACCCUCUCCCUCCAGAGCCCAGGGAGCUACAGACACAGACACAGUCUCGACCUUCACACAGUGAGGAGAGCAGAAGAGCAUUGCAUCAGAACAGCAGGGACACAGCGGGCCACCGGCCAGAGGCAGGGUUCAGGGGCUGUGCGAUGGAGACAGUCACAGGAUGCAGUGAUCAUGAUGAUGGGGUGGGUGGCUUCACUCCUGAGCCCAUGCUGUGCAGCGAGGCAGUGAACGGGAAGGUGCCCCACUCUUUAGAGACCCUCUAUCACCUGGCUCAGAGCAGCAGCCCCUGUGAUGCACUGGUGGUGGCUGUGCAUCUUCUGAUGCUGGAGACGGGCUACCUGCCGCAGGGCUCCGGAGUGGGGGCAGCGGACAUGCCUGCUGGUUGGAGGGCUGGAGGGCUUUACAGACUGCAGUACACACACCCACUGUGUGAGGGAGGGGCCGCUGUGCUGCUCGCUGUACCCAUGGGCAACGUCCUUGUUAUUAAUGCCACCUUGAAGAUUAACAGUGAGGUGUGCAGUGUGAGGAAAGUGCAACUCAACCCAUCUUCCUAUGUGUCAGACAGUGGCUGGGGGGAGAGUGCUCCAGACACCUACAAGGAUCUCCAGAAGUUAUCCCGUGUCUUUAAAGACCAGCUUGUGUAUCCUCUGUUGGCGGCAGCCAGACAGGCUCUGGACCUGCCUGAUGUGUUUGGGCUGACUGUCCUUCCCCCGGAGCUGAAGCUGCGUGUUCUGAGGUUGUUGGACGUCCACUCUGUGGUCUCCCUCUCCGCUGUGAGCCAAGACCUCAACACAGCAACCAACGACCCCUCGCUCUGGAGGUUCCUGUACCUGCGCGACUUCAGAGAUUCAACAAGCAGAGACAGAGGGACGGAUUGGAAAGCUCUCUACCAGAGGACAUACAAGCAGAAGAGAGACAAGCAAUGUUACCCAAUCCGCUUUCAGCCCAAUCCGUUCGACCUGUUCUCCACCCAACACAACCCUCCCUACCCCUUCUACCCCCCGGGAAUCAUCGGCGGAGAGUACGACCAGAGGGCUGUGCUUCCCUACGUGGGGGGGCCCGGUGCCCCUCUUCUCCCAGGAAUCCUGCACCCCCCCGUUCCACGCUUUGAUCCCAUUGGUCCCUUACCAGGGCACGAGCCGGCUGCUCCCGGGAGAGGUGCGAUCACUCGUCGUUUACUGAGACCCACCAGCACCCGGUCUGCAGAUAUCCGCCGAGGCUUCAUUUGAGCUUGGGAAUAAAGGACUGCUGUUUC
Molecule: messenger RNA, 1702 nt
Organism: Polyodon spathula (Mississippi paddlefish)
Lineage: Eukaryota; Metazoa; Chordata; Actinopteri; Acipenseriformes; Polyodontidae
Gene: fbxo7
Product: F-box protein 7
Exons: 10
Coding region: 168-1676 (502 amino acids)
Biological process (GO): autophagy of mitochondrion; positive regulation of autophagy of mitochondrion
Molecular function (GO): protein kinase binding
Source: RefSeq, a predicted model, not a curated record